UUGAUCUCGUAUCAGCAGCUACUCGCCUACUAGUACCACCACCGCCACCACCACCUCCUCCAUCUCUUCGCGGCCAUGGCCGAACUGGAAAUGGCGAGGCUGCAGGAGGAGAAGGCGGCAGAGGAGGUGCGGAGGGCGGCGGCGCAGGCGCCGUGGGUGAUCCUAGUCUGCGUCCCGCACGUGGUCCACGAGGAGGGCGACUUCCCGCCGGGCAGGGAGCUCCGGUUGAGCCUCGCCGAUCCUCCGCUCGCCUCCCGCCUCACCGUGCCGCUCCGCAUCGCCCCCGACUGCAAGACCGCCGAGAACUACCCCUACCUCGCCGCCGCCGGGCCUCACGGCCGGCUCCUCCUCUACGCCACCCAGGGGCCCGAUCCGGAGCCGCCAGCCCUCGAUGCGUUCUACUCUCGGCCGCUCGGCGUGCACCACGGCUUCGACAAGGCCUACUUCGUCCUCGACGCGUACACCCGCAGGGCCUACCGCCUCCCCGACCCCGACGAUGACAACUACUACGACACCACUCUGGCUAUCCUCCACCCAGGCAACGUCGGCCUCCUCAGCUACUCUACCUGCUACUACGUCGCCGAGCUCCAGCCCGCGCCCGCGGCCGGGACCGCCACGCUCCUCUUGUACUCCUCACUGCACGAUAUGUGGGACGACAAGGACCUCAUCUACCCGCUGGGUGAUCGGCCGUGGGGAAGCAACGGCGUGGUCACAUACCAGGGCAUGCUUUGGUGGGUUGACCUCUCCUACGGCCUCCUCAGCUGCGACGUCGUCUACGGCCUCCCUCCGCUCCUGCACUUCGUCCCGCUCCCGGAGGGCUGCGAGCUCCCCGCAGGCACGCCGGACCUCGAGAAGAUCCGCUGCGUGGGGGUGGGCGCUGCCCGGCUGCGGUACGUGCAGAUCGAAAAGCGCGACGGCGACCAUGUGGUCACCAUGUGGACGCUGAUCGAUGAGCAAGUCGGGACGUGGCAUCUCGACUGCGAGGCGAGCUUCAAGGCGAUCUGGGACGACGAGGGCUACAAGGAGACCAAGCUGCCGCGGGAGGUCCCCACGGUGGCGCUCAUCCACCCCGCGCACACCGGCGACGUGGUCUACUUCUUCCUGCAUUCCCGUCUCUUUGCCGUGGACUUGCAGACUUGCAGGGUCCUCGAGUGGCGCUUCUUCGCGAUGCUUCAGCCGCCGAUGGCUUACCACUCCUCCCAGUUCGUCCGUGCAUGGUGGACGCCACCUACGCUUUACUGGGAUUCUGGUAUGUUUAGCCAUGUUGCAAUGUUGGUUCGGAACUUGGGAUACUAACAGCGUGCGCUGCGAGCAAGCAUAGUGCAGUUAUCUUGACCCUUGAGCAAUAUUGGUAUCUACUGAUGAUGAGUUGUUUUGACCUGUUAAUGAAGUUAGUUAAGGAUGAAAUGUUCCAUGAUUCAGUAUAAAAAAAAAUCGAAUUCAUGCACUAUCUGCAGUCUCCGAUACAUCUUCAUAGAUCAUCUGAUUACUCCUGUUGUUCUUCAUUUGAUCUGGGCCGUUAUAUGUGACUGCAUUCACUAUACUUUUUGGCAAAUGUACUUGAAU
Oryza brachyantha (malo sina) is the source of this 1566-nucleotide messenger RNA. RefSeq lists its product as uncharacterized. The transcript has a single exon. Bases 76 to 1296 code for a protein of 406 amino acids. The record is from RefSeq and is a predicted model, not a curated record. Lineage: Eukaryota; Viridiplantae; Streptophyta; Magnoliopsida; Poales; Poaceae.